AUGGGUAACAUCGAAAAUCGACCGAAAGGCGGCGCACCUCGCCUCGAUGCAGCAUUAAUGAAAUCGGAAUCACUUUGUCGUAGCAAAUCCUGCAGCGUUUGCUUUAUCCUGAGUUUAAUUUGCAUCCAUCUGGCAACCUUAAUCAUUGUAUUAGACCAAACUAUCGUCGAGGCGGAAAGCUACGGUCAACAUGAUUCGAAUAGACCAGAGGCAUAUACAAUAAUGUUUGAUCCUGAUGAAAGUUUGAGAUUGCCAAAAGAAGUCGUACCUAUUCAUUAUGACCUCUAUUUGCAUCCAAAACUUAAAGAAAGUACAUUUUCCGGAAAGGUGACCAUUCUUAUUGAUGUCAAACGGAAUUACAACAGGAGAUUCAUAGCUCUCCAUCAAAAGAAUCUCAAUGUAAAAUCUGCAAAGUUAACGUACGAUUUAGAUGAAAAUUAUGAUAUUAACAUCUCUUACAUCAAUAAGCCUUCCAAAUAUGAAAUUUUUACGAUAUUAACUGACAACGAAAUUAAAUCCGGAUUAUAUCACUUGAGCUUAGAAUUUGAUGGAAGUCUAAAGGUCAAAAUGGAUGGAUUUUAUUCCAGUACAUAUCAGUAUACGAGUGAUAAUAUUAAUAAAACCAGGUACAUUGGGACUACUCAGUUCGAGCCAACAUAUGCUAGACAAGCUUUCCCAUGUUUCGAUGAACCCCAUUUGAAGGCAGAAUUUUCGAUAAAACUGGUUUAUCCCAUGGAUGAUGGUUAUCAUGCUUUGUCUAAUAUGAAUGUAAAGAGUACGGAAAUACAUACACCAGAACGUAAUUUAGCAACAGUGACCUUUGCAAAAACCGUGUAUAUGUCCACGUAUCUAGUUGCUUUUGUUAUUAGUGACUUUGUUGGCACAAGUAAAAUGGCAAAGGGCUUAAAUGGGCGAGAAUUUCCGGUUAGUGUUUAUACCACAAGACUUCAAUCAAAGGAGAAAAGAGAUUUUGCAGUGAAUAUUGGCGUAAAAGCUAUCGAAUAUUUCAUAAACUUUUUCAAAAUAGAUUAUCAAUUACCAAAACUCGAUAUGGUUGGGAUUCCCGAUUUUAAAGCCGGCGCUAUGGAAAAUUGGGGCAUAGUGACUUAUAGAGAAACAAGGUUGAUUUAUGAUGAUCGUAGUAACUCCAUUUAUGAUAAGCGCGCAUUAAUUAACAUAAUCUGUCACGAACUGGCACAUAUAUGGUUUGGAAAUCUCGUUACUAUGAACUGGUGGAAUGAUUUAUGGCUCAACGAAGGUUUCGCUACAUUUAUGGCUUUUAAAUGUUCAGACGCGGUUGUACCAAAUCAGGAAUAUAUGGAGCAAUUUCCUAUAUGGAUAAUGCAGAAUGUGUUCGUUUCCGACUCAAAAUUAAGCUCUCAUCCUAUCGUUUAUAAUGUGCAAAAUGCAGAUGAUAUUGCAGCAAUCUUUGAUGACAUAUCUUAUCAAAAAGGAUCAUCUAUAAUCCGCAUGAUGGAAAAUUUGUUUGGAUCUGAUGUCUUCUUCGGUGCAAUUAGUAACUAUUUGAAUAAGUAUGCCUAUAAGAAUGCAGAGACGGCGGAUCUCUUUGAGAUUUUGCAAGAUGCGGUUAAAAACAAAUUAAAUGUAACAGCUGUAAUGGACACUUGGACGCGACAAGAAGGCUUUCCCGUUAUUAACGUCAAAAAGUCUAAAAACAAAUUUAUAUUAACUCAGAAACGAUUUUUGGACGAUCAAGAUGCCAAAUUCAAUCCUUCAGAAUCCAAUUACAGAUAUCGAUGGACCAUACCUAUUACUUAUAUCACUAACAGAAACGAGAAACCCACUCUUGUAUGGUUCGACAGGAAUGCGAAUAAAUUGGUGAUUAAGGUCGACAAACAUACCAAAUGGAUCAAAUUAAACGCAGGCCAAGUUGGCUUUUAUCAAGUUAAUUACAAAAAGGAAUGGAAAACUUUCAAGGAAUUGCUUUGUUCUUGCCACACGAAAAUAUCCUCAUUGGAUCGAGCAAAUCUUUUGAACGACAUGUUUAGUUUAGCUGAUGCCGGUGAGAUCGAAUACAACACUGUAAUGGAUAUAAGUGUAUAUCUCAUCAAGGAAAGUCACGCUUUUCCAUGGGAGGUUGCGAAAUCGAAAUUGAUGACGAUGUAUGCUCUAUUGACUUCUUCAUCUAAACCAUAUAUUGCGGACAAGUUUCAGUCUUUUGUAUUGAUGUUGGUAGACACCGUCUACAAGAAUAAUGUAGCUUGGAUCGAUAAGACAAUUGAAGAUGUUCCGUUAACAUAUGUGAACAGAAUACUGCGAUCUACGGUAAUCGAAUUGGCCUGUGCAAUGGAUUCACCUGAAUGCCUAAAAAGAGUCGGAGAGCUUUUUAAGGAAUGGCUGAUAGAAGAGAAGCCGCAGCAUCCUGAUAUUCGCGAAUUGGUUUAUUACUAUGGUAUGCGUUAUCAUUCAGAUGAGAACGAGUGGAACAUCAUGUUUGAAAAAUUUAAAGACGAGACCGACCCCAGCGAGAAAAAUAAAAUAAUGAUGGGGUUAUCAGGCAUAAAAUCCACUAAAGUUCUAAAGGAGUAUAUUACCAGAGCAACUAAUGAGACAUAUGUCCGCACUCAAGAUUUCUUGAGAUGCUUAACUAUGAUUUCCAUGAAUCCCGAUGGUACAUUAUUAGUAUGGAACUGGGUACGCAAGAACUGGGAAUUUUUAGUGAAUAGAUACACUCUGAAUAAUUCAUAUCUUGGUCGACUUAUACCAUCCAUUACACGUUCCUUCGCUACACAAAGUAGACUAGAUGAGAUAAAAGCCUUCUUCAAGAAAUAUCCUAUAGCUGGUGCCGGUGUUGCUAAUCGAGCAAAAACUCGCGAGAUAAUCUCAAAAAAUAUCAAAUGGCUCCAUGUGUUUUUGAUUAUCUUCUCUACAUCUUGCGUAAGGAGUAUUGAAUUAAAUUACUCGGUUUUCCUUUGUUGUAUCCCAAUAAUGAGUAACAACAAAGUCGAAAGCCGACCGAAAGGCGGCGCGCUUCGUCUCGAUGCAACAUCAGCAACGAUAUCGAAGCCACUUUGUAGUAACAACACCAUUUCCGCUCUUCUCUGUUUUACCUGCGGUGCUUGCUUUAUCUUGAGUUUAAUUUGCACCUGUCUGGCAAUAUUAGUCGUUUUGCUAAACCAGACUGUCGAGGCAACGAGCUACAGUCGACACGAUUCGAAUAGACCAGAGGCAUAUACAAUAAUGUUUGAUCCUGAUGAAAGCUUGAGAUUGCCAAAAGAAGUCGUACCUAUUCAUUAUGACCUCUAUUUGCAUCCAAAACUUAAAGAAAGUACAUUUUCCGGAAAGGUGACCAUUCUUAUUGAUGUCAAGCAGGACAACAAUAGGACAUCCAUAGCUCUUCAUCAAAAAGAUCUCAACAUUACAUCUGUAAAAUUAAUAACAUAUGGACUAGAUGAAGACUAUGAAAUUAAUAUUUCUUCCAUCAGCAAGCCUAUUAAAUAUGAAAUUUUUAUGAUAACAACUGAAAACGAUAUUAAAUCUGGAUUAUAUAACUUGAGCCUGGAAUUUGAUGGAAGUCUCAAAGAUAAAAUAGUUGGAUUUUAUAACAGCAAAUAUCAGUAUAAGACUGAAAAAAUUAAUGAAACCAGGUACAUUGCAACUACCAAAUUCGAGCCAACUUAUGCUAGACAAGCUUUCCCGUGUUUCGAUGAACCCAAUUUUAAGGCAGAAUUUUCGAUAAAACUGGUUCAUCCUAUGAAUGAUUGCUAUAGUGCCUUAUCCAAUAUGGAUGUAAAGAGUACGCAACUACAUACACCGGAACGUGAUCUAGCAACAGUGACUUUCACAAAAACUGUGCCCAUGUCCACGUACCUAGCUUGUUUUAUUAUCAGUGACUUUGUUGGUACAAGUAGAAUGGCGAAUGGCUUAAAUGAUCGAAAAUUUCCGAUCACUGUCUAUACUACAAGACUACAAUCGAAAGAGAAAAGAGAUUUUGCUUUGGAUAUUGGCGUGAAAGCUAUCGAAUAUUAUAUAAACUUAUUCAACAUAGAUUAUCCAUUACCAAAACUCGAUAUGGCUGGCAUUCCCGAUUUUAUAUCCGGCGCCAUGGAAAAUUGGGGUUUAGUGACUUACAGAGAAACAAGAAUGCUUUAUGAUGACAAUAGUAACUCCAUUUAUGAUAAGCGUGACGUCAUUAACGUAAUCUGUCACGAAUUGGCACACAUGUGGUUUGGAAAUCUAGUCACCAUGAAGUGGUGGAAUGAUUUAUGGCUCAACGAAGGUUUUGCUACAUUCAUGGCAUCUAAAUGUUCAGAUGCAAUUCUACCACAUCAAGGAUAUAUGGAGGAAUUUCCUAUUGAAGUAAUGCAGAAAGUUUUUGUUCCUGACUCAAAGUUGAGCUCUCAUCCUAUAAUUUAUAAUGUCCAAAAUGCAGACGAUAUUACAUCAUUUUUUGAUGGAAUAUCUUAUAAAAAGGGAGCAUCUAUAAUCCGCAUGAUGGAGAACUUCUUUGGAUCUAAUGUCUUCUUCAGUGCAAUUAGUACCUAUUUAAAUAAGUACGCUUAUGAGAAUGCAGAGACGGCGGAUCUCUUCGAAGUUUUGCAAGAUGCAGUUGGAAACAAAUUAAAUGUAACAGCUAUAAUGGAUACUUGGACACGACAAGAAGGCUUUCCUGUUGUUAAUGUGAAAAAGUCUGGAAACAAUUAUACAUUAACUCAAAAACGAUUUUUGGACGAUCAAGAUGCCAAAUCCGAUCCUUCAAAAUCAAGUUAUGGAUAUCGAUGGACCAUACCUAUUGUUUAUAUCACUAACAGAAACGAAGUAUCUACUCUUGUAUGGUUUGACAAGGAUGCAAAUGAAGUGGUGAUCGAAGUCGACGAACGUACGAAAUGGUUUAAAUUAAAUGCUGGUCAAGUUGGCUUCUAUCGAGUUAAUUAUAACGAGGAAUGGGAAACAUUCAAUGAAUUACUUCGGUCUCACCAUACGAAAAUAUCAAUGUUGGAUCGAGCGAAUCUUUUGGAUGAUUUGUUUAGUUUAGCUGAGGCUGGUGAGAUCGAAUACGACACUGUGUUGAAUAUAAGUAUGUAUCUCACCGAGGAGUAUCAUUGUCUUCCAUGGGCGGUUGCAAAGUCGAAACUGAUGACGAUAUAUACUCUGUUAACUUCCUCGACUGAACCAUUUAUUGCAAACACGUUUCAAUCUUUCGUCUCGAUAUUGGUAGACACAAUCUAUAAGGAUGUAACUUGGACCGUCGAUGAUGCAAUUGAAGAAGAUAUACCGCACAUUGAUAAUAAAGUGCGACCGAUGGUAAUCGAAUUGGCCUGUGCAAUGAAUUCACCUGAAUGCUUAAAAAAAGCCGGAGAGCUUUUUAAAGAAUGGCUGAUAGAAGAGAAGCCGCAGCAUCCUGAUAUUCGCGAAUUAGUUUAUUACUAUGGUAUGCGCUACCAUUCGGAUGCGAGCGAAUGGAGUGUCAUGUUCGAAAGAUUUAAAGACGAGACUGAUCCUGGUGAAAAGAAUAAAAUAAUGGCAGGAUUAGCAGGGAUACAAUCUAUUGAUGUUUUAAAGGAAUAUAUUAUCAGAGCAACUGAUGAAAGAUUUGUCCGCGCUCAAGAUUUCUUGAAAUGCUUGAUUAUAAUUUCCAAAAAUCCCGAUGGUACAUCAUUGGUGUGGGAUUGGGUACGCGAAAACUGGGAAUUCUUGGUGAACAGAUAUACGUUGAAUGAUCGAUAUCUCGGUGAUCUUAUACCAUCCAUUACAAGUUCAUUUGCCACACAAACGAAGCUGGACGAGAUAAAAACUUUCUUUGAGAAAUAUCCUGAAGCCGGUGCUGGUGCGGACGGUCGAGCCAAAACUCUCGAAACAGUCUCGAAGAAUAUCAAAUGGCUUGCUAAAAAUACUAAAAAAUUCGAUAAAUGGUUCUCAGAAAACUGGCCGUUUAAUAAGACCUGUUAAACAUACAAAAGUAUACAAGAUAAAUGAAAAAGAAGAAAGACUUAGUACAUACCGAUUUUUAACAGUUAUGCAUAAAGGCAAUCUAUGCAUUAACUGCUAAAAACUGAUAUCCUGAAAAUAAUUAAUUUGGUUUUUGUAUGUUAAUUACUGUAAAGAAAAAGAAACUGUUACUAAUAAGAACAUUAAAAAUUUUUUUCGCAAAAAAAUUGUAUUCAAUACGCUGAAAUUAUAUUGCGUAUCAAAUUUGUUCUGUGACGUAAUCAAUAAUUGUGGCAGCAGUUAUUAAAUACGCUAAAUACGAAGGUGCAUAAAUACCAAUACGCAUUUGUACGAAGCAUAUGCCUUUUAUGCAACACAUUUAUAAAUCUUGAUAUUGAAAUAUAUAUAACUUUAUAGAAAUAAUUUUGCGAUUAAA
Messenger RNA from Atta colombica, 6325 nucleotides. RefSeq lists its product as uncharacterized. Lineage: Eukaryota; Metazoa; Arthropoda; Insecta; Hymenoptera; Formicidae. The coding region runs from base 1 to 5910 and encodes 1969 amino acids. The transcript has 28 exons. The record is from RefSeq and is a predicted model, not a curated record. Gene Ontology annotation, biological process: peptide catabolic process; proteolysis. Gene Ontology annotation, molecular function: zinc ion binding; metalloaminopeptidase activity; peptide binding. Gene Ontology annotation, cellular component: cytoplasm.